UCGUGAGUUUUGCUAAGAAAAUUACAGACGAUAAGUUUGGAGAGAACUGGAAAAAUUACUCAUGCACUGAUCAGAAAAUGGAAUUUCUUCAAAUCGUUGUUAUUUAUAUCCUGCUGUUUUUCUUGUCAGUUGGAUUAUAUUUCUACAGAGAUUCAGCAAUAUUAAGGACAGGAAUAGUGGGCAAAAUAUGUUCCAUAGUUUCAUCGGCAAUCAAGAUGGCAGUACCAAAAAGUUUAACAAUGGUUUUAUAUAAUGCUUCACAGUACUUUUUGUACUCAAGAAACCAGUGUAUGAAGGUAUUAUUUGGAGUGUUGGUACUAGCUGGUAACAUUAUAUGUAUCAUGGACAUGUUACCACUUCUAUACAAGUACCUACCAGAUCAAAACCAUACAUUGAUACCAAUUAUAAAUGCCUUUGCCAGUUUGUACUUCUUCCAUAAAUGUUGUAAUGGAGAUCCAGGGGAAAUAACUCCAUUGAACUUAGAGAAAUACCAGUCUGUCUAUCCAUAUGAUGAGAGAAUGUAUGUACCAAAUGCAAAAUGUAGGACCUGUAAAUUUGUGAAGCCAGCUAGAACAAAGCAUUGUAGUAUUUGUAACAGAUGUGUCCAUCGCUUUGAUCAUCACUGUUUAUGGACCAACAAUGAUGUAGGGGGCCUUAAUCAUGGCUACUUUGUAUUGUUCUUACUCACUAUGAUGUUUAAAUGUAUAUGGGGAUUUUAUGUUGGUAUAAAGAGUUUAGUUUUAUAUACACAAUACCACAGAUUGUUAGAGGCACAAGUAAUGACAUCUAAUGGAGACAUGAAACAAGUCACAUAUUCAAUAGUACUACAGCAUCUGUUUAUGCAGUUUCCACGACUUGUCUUUAUAGUGACAUCUUUAUUCUUUCUGAUUAUUUUAUUGGGAAUAUUUACAAUUUAUCAUGUCAAUGUGGUAUUAACUAAUCGGACUACAAAUGAGAGGUAUAAAGCUGCAGAAAUGGAACCAAUCAAAAUUGACUCCAAUAGACUGUCAGGAAAUAAAUCUAAGUUGCAAGCAGGCAGGAAUUUAAACAAGAAUAUCAAAAUAGUUGAGAAUUUAUAUGAUAAAGGAAUAAUAGGAAAUAUAUAUGACACAUUUUGGCACAGAAGUAUAGUGAAGAAAAUAAAAAUAAAAUAAAAUA
Mytilus trossulus (common blue mussel) is the source of this 1158-nucleotide messenger RNA. RefSeq names its product palmitoyltransferase ZDHHC4-like. Gene Ontology annotation, biological process: peptidyl-L-cysteine S-palmitoylation; protein targeting to membrane. Lineage: Eukaryota; Metazoa; Mollusca; Bivalvia; Mytilida; Mytilidae. The transcript is spliced from 6 exons. The coding region runs from base 78 to 1154 and encodes 358 amino acids. The record is from RefSeq and is a predicted model, not a curated record. Gene Ontology annotation, cellular component: Golgi apparatus; endoplasmic reticulum. Gene Ontology annotation, molecular function: protein-cysteine S-palmitoyltransferase activity.